GUGUUGUCUUGAACGCAGAGAAGCGCAGUGUCCAGUGGGUGGUGAAUAAAAUCAGCGAUGAGGAAAACGCUGGCAUCAUUCACACGCUCUUUCUGAAAUCGGCUGUUCUUGGUGGAAAUGCUCAGCCUGGUGAACCAAAUGUUGUUGUACUGCAUUCUGUCGGGGAUGAUGGAAAACUACAAAAGGGAGCUAUAGCACACCUGAUGCGUGGCCAAAACCCCAUGACUCCACUGGACAUAACUAUCCCAGGGAAACUUGGUGCUACUUUCAUCUUAAGUGAAGGCAGUGGGCCUGUAACUAUUGCAGGCAAUCAUCUUGUAGCAGAAGAUGAUCUCUUGGAUGACACUCAGGAGGAAUGUACUGAAGGCGAGGAAGAGAAAAUCGAAAACGAGCUUGGCCAAAGUGAUGAGGAGUCUGAAGAAGAGACCAAAGGCAAGAAAAGUGCCAAGCGAAAAGCUACUCCCAAAACAGUCAAACAGAAGCAGAAAGCCAAAAUGGAUGUGGAAGAUGAUGAUCAAAGUGAGGAGGAAGAAGAGCCCAAGAAAGGAAAGGUAAGUUUU
Candidula unifasciata is the source of this 560-nucleotide messenger RNA. The record is from the annotation of a GenBank genome assembly. Lineage: Eukaryota; Metazoa; Mollusca; Gastropoda; Stylommatophora; Geomitridae.